AUGGAGAAGACAAAGUUAGUCGAGAAAAUUGUCAUUUUCCCAGAAAAAUCCACAAACAGCAGGCGCAUUUUCUUGUCAAACAUAGACCUUGGCCUGGUGGCGUACCAAGAAUCAGUUUCUUUCUUCGAUCCUCCACGAAUGACCUUCUCAGAAGCCUGUAAAAAGCUGUACAGAGCACUUGAAAUGCUGUUUGUGCAUUAUGAUUUCUUUGCGGGGCGUCUGGUGCCAUCGUUGGAAGACAGUCGGCGUCUGGAAAUAGACUGCAAUGGUGCCGGUGUUGUGGUUGUUGCAGCAAAGACAGAGACCAAGUUGAGCCAGCUGGGAGAGCUUGUGAAACCAAAGCCAGAGUUAAAGCAGUUCAUUGCAUUCUUGCAUGAAGAGAAUGAAGAAGAAAUGGAGAUAAAAGACCUACCUCUGUUGUUCAUCCAGCUGACUCAGCUGGGAUGUGGGAGCUUGGCAUUCGCUUCGCGAUACAAUCAUUGUGUCCUAGAUGGAGUAGCAGUACGCGAAUUCCAGGCUAACAUGGCUGCUCUAACUAGGAAUGAAGGAAUGAUAGUCAUGCCAAAUCCAGAUCGGACGAUUUUUAAAGCAAGAAACCCUCCUAUAAUCAGUCAUCCUCACCACGAGUACUCGAAACCAACACAGACAGAUCACUUGUAUGCUGUGCGCAUCAGGGCCAAUCCAACAUUUGAGCAAUCUUCACUUCAUGGUCAGACUCACAUCAUCCAUUUAUCUCCACGUUGCAUCGUAAACAUGAAAAAGGCUGCACUGGGGGAUGGGAAACUGAGGGACUGCACUACAUUCCAAGUCGUGGCAGCAAGGAUAUGGAAGGCAAGGAGCAUUGCGGCAGAGAUGCAGGAUGACAAAGUUUCAACAAUGCUGUUUCCAGUGGAUGCAAGGAGAAAGAUAGUGCCACAAGCACCGAUUGGAUUUUCUGGAAAUGCACUAAUUCCUGGGUUUGCAAGAGCAACUGCAAGAGAGCUAAAGCAGGUGGAGGACCAUGUUCUUGUAAAGAAAGUGCAGGAAGGGGUGGACAGAUUAGAUGAUAAGUAUAUAAGAUCGAGUAUAGAUUGGUUGGAGGUGAAUAAAGGGGUACCUUGUAAGGAAGACAGCUUCUCACUCGUGGCAUGGUGGAGAUUAGGCUUGGAUGAAGAUGAAUUUGUUUGGGGCAAAUUCAAGUGCACUACGCCUGUUGUCAUCAAGCCUGGUUUGGUAUAUAUCUUGCCGGGGCCAAAGGAUGAGGGUGGCCUUAACAUCUGUCUGGAACUUCCUCACGAUCAAAUUAAGACAUGUCAAAGAAUAAUGAUGGAAAAUUAA
Molecule: messenger RNA, 1317 nt
Organism: Diospyros lotus (date-plum)
Lineage: Eukaryota; Viridiplantae; Streptophyta; Magnoliopsida; Ericales; Ebenaceae
Product: acyltransferase GLAUCE-like
Exons: 2
Coding region: 1-1317 (438 amino acids)
Molecular function (GO): acyltransferase activity, transferring groups other than amino-acyl groups
Source: RefSeq, a predicted model, not a curated record